CUUCCUCUCCCUCCCUGGCUGGGCACCAGGCCCAGCCACUUCCUGCCCAGGCAGACAGCCCGAGCUGCGGGGGCCCGCAGGAGCGGCCGGGGGUGCUAGGAGCCCAGGUUGCUGUGACGGCUCCUGUCAGCACUGCACAGGCCGGGAAUAGGCACCUGCUGCCCUCAUGGAGGCGGGGCCCUCCGGAGUCGUCCUGCUGACGCAGAUCAUACCCCAGCCCCACUCGUCAGCCUCCUCUGCCCCACCACGGCCCCUGCGGAAGUUCUACCAGGGGGAGCCACUGGCUCUGGGCAUCACACAGAUACUCACGGGCAUUGUGCAGAUAGCUUUUGGCAUCAUCCUGACCCUGACGAAUGACCACCACCAAGUGGCGAUAAAGGUGGGGACCCCCUUUUGGACUGGGAUCCUGUACAUCCUUUCGGGGUUCAUUUGUGUGGAGGCUGCCAAGAACCCCAAGAUCUCACUGGUGAAGGGCAUGCUGGCUAUGAAUACCCUCAGCGCCAUAGUGGCCGGAGUGGGGAUCAUCAUCUGUUUGUUCUCGUUUGUCUUCUACUACCCGGGAGUAACCUGCUACUGGAUCGAGGAGUCCAAGUCCUGCGCGCCGACCUCCCGAGUGCCCACGGAUACCAUGUUCGGGGUGGUCAUGAUUCUCCUGGUCUUCACCAUCCUGGAGUUCUGUGUCUCCAUCUCCAGUGCUGCCUUCGGGUGCAAAACACUCUGCCGGGACAGCUACAGCGACACGUCUGUGGUGAUUUAUCAGAACAUGGGGCCUCCAGCUGCCCUCGCCAAUGACCCCCCCAAAGCUCCGCCCCCUUACCAGGACACCCAGACCCCUUGAGCCAUGCCCCACUUCACCUGCUGACCGACCCCAACCACUCCGAGUUGCUGCCGGCUCUGCAAUGGCCCCCAGGGGGGGCAGCGCAGUAUCUGGGCCAGCAUUGUGGAUGGUGACGACUGGGACUCACUCCUGAUGGUGCCAUCUACACUAACAGUGUGACAGCUUCCUUCUGCGGGAUUUAAAGGGACGGUGCGAGGCUACAGUGUGGCAAAUUACAGUUUCUUUCUUUCUUUCUUUCUUUCUUCUCCCCUGCCGACAGGAUCUGAUUCCUCUCUGCUGCGCAUUCACCCCUGAUCUCCCUACACCCAAUAAACGUGUUUCAUACGAACGACCA
This is a messenger RNA of Caretta caretta (loggerhead turtle), 1172 nucleotides long. Its product is annotated as membrane-spanning 4-domains subfamily A member 4A. Lineage: Eukaryota; Metazoa; Chordata; Testudines; Cheloniidae. Gene Ontology annotation, cellular component: membrane. The record is from RefSeq and is a predicted model, not a curated record.